AAAUUGUACAAGCGAUGCUCAAGCUGGGAGUCGCGGUCCCCACUCGUUGGUCCCUUAGAUGGCGUCACCUGGUAAUGGCUGGGAUCAGAGGCGAGGCAAAACUCUCUGUGGGCAUGGAGAAGAUCAACAGACAGCAGGAGCAGGAAGAGAAGCAGCCGGAAGUAGACGCCACUGAAGACUCUCCAAGGAGGCAGAGAAAUGAGAGUGUGCUGAUAAAUCAUGCCAUUCACGAGAUAAAACACAGGCCACUGGAGGUACCCACCAUAAUCGGCGACGAUCCCGUUUAUACCAUGGAUAAGCAGCAGGUCCCUUGCCCGCAUCACCUCAAGACGAAUCUGGCCCAUGUGUUCUAUGCCAACCGCAAGCAAAUCGAGACGGCAAUAAGGUCGGCUCUUUCGACACAGGGAACUUGGAGUUUGGUACCCAUUGCAGAGCGCCUGGCCAUUUGGCGCCGGGCGGCGGAUAUUAUCCAGGAGGAUGAGUUGCGGUUACGAGUGUUCCUGAUGCUGACCCUCAGCAAAACGUCCGAUGAUGCAACGCGGGACAUAAGGAGACUGCUAAGCUCGCUUAGGGCAAAUGCUGAUUACCUAGAGCACCUGUCCGAACUGCGCUUCGAGAUCCAGGGCGAUAUGAACGUCUUCCCCAGCUUCCAUCUGCGACCCAUGGAUGGCUUUGUGGCUGCACUGGCGCCAUUUGAAUCUGUCGCCCUGUCCACCAGUUUGGCCCUCUGUCCGGCUCUCAUGGGCAAUACGGUGCUGUGGAAUCCCUCAUUGGAGGUGGCACCAGCCAGUUUUCUCAUCCAUCGGGCCUUCCAGGAGGCGGGCCUGCCCAGCGGAGUGGUCAACUUUGUGCCGGCCAACGAGCGUCUGUUUCUGGACACAAUCACGGAUGCCGUCCACUUUGCCGGUCUGAAUACCCAGGGCAGUGCGGCUGGUUACAGGCAUGUGCACAAGCUGGUGAGCGAUCGGAUGGAGCGAUACAUCUGUUUUCCUCGGCUCGUGGCCGAGUGUCCGGGUCAGAACUUCCAUUUUGUCCAUGCCAGCGCCAAGGUGGAGUCGGUGGUAACGGCUACCAUCCAGGCGGCAUUUGGAUUUGCCGGUCAGUACGCCAACUCUCUGUCCAGGAUGUAUGUGCCCUCAUCCAUGUGGCCGAGACUCCGUGAAGAGUUGCUGGAGGCCACAAAGCAGUUGACCGUUGGAGAUCCCGUCGAGCCGGAAACGGAUAUGGGGGCAUUGGUAAAUAUAGAGGGAUUUCACCGGAUGCAGAGACUCGUGGAGCGCACUAAGAGCAUGGAGGUGUUAUGCGGAGGCAGCUGCGACGGCAACAUUGGUAGGUUUGUCCAGCCAACGAUUGUCCGGGUGGUGGAUCCCUUAGAUCCCCUGCUCUGUGAGCCCUGCAGCGGACCCUUUUUGCCCGUGUUCGUCUACGCAGACGACUCCUUUGGGGAAGCCCUGAAGCUGGCUGCCAACCAGUCUAGAUACGCACUCUCCGGCUCCAUCUUCGCCAGCCGAGACGAGGUGAUCCUGCACUGCCUCAACCAGCUUCGCAUGUCCGCCAGCAAUCUCUACGUGAACGAGCGUUGCACCGGAAGCCAAUACGGAUUGACUCCGUUUGGUGGCAACAGGCUGUCCGGGACAAACGAUAAGUCCGGAUCGGCCUACUUCCUAAUGCGCUGGAGCUCUCCGCUGCUAAUCGAGGAGACUGUGGUGGGGCCAGUCCCGUCGCAGGGAUCCAAGAAGUUUCCUUAAACCUGCUGAUGGGACGGGGAUACUUAAAGAAGUGCAAUAAAUGUAUGUUUCUUAGGGCAUUCAAUUUGGCUACUACAACAAGUUAGUUGGUGAAUAA
This is a messenger RNA of Drosophila suzukii, 1845 nucleotides long. RefSeq names its product delta-1-pyrroline-5-carboxylate dehydrogenase, mitochondrial. The record is from RefSeq and is a predicted model, not a curated record. Gene Ontology annotation, cellular component: mitochondrial matrix. Lineage: Eukaryota; Metazoa; Arthropoda; Insecta; Diptera; Drosophilidae. Gene Ontology annotation, molecular function: L-glutamate gamma-semialdehyde dehydrogenase (NAD+) activity.